AUGUUCAACGACAACCAUAAUAAUCAACACUACAAUCUCAACCUCGGCAAUAGUAGCAAUAAAAAUAGCAACAAAAACAAUAAUAAUGUCAGGAAUAUACAAAAAAUCAACAGCAACUAUUCAGCCAACGAAGCGACCUAUCCCCAUUCAAUCUUUACAGAGAACAACACUCACGAACCUCCGGUAAACUCAUUCCCAUCUGGGACCCAGUAUAGACCCACACCUAAAUUGGAAAAAGAGCUUCCGAAUCCAAGAAACAACGAAUACGAGCUUUCAAACAUGGAUGAAUCCAAUAAUAUCAGAAGAUACUCAUAUACUCCGUAUCUGGCGGAAACGUCUAACUACAACAACUAUGACGAAAUAAGAGCUUAUAGCCCCAAUCCUUUUGCGGAUAGAAACCUUGCACCACUUCCAUCGAUUCCUCACUCAGAUCCUUUUGAAGAGACACCGUUGGAAACCUCAAGCAACGAUCUCUUGAAAGAUGAGUCUGACAGCCAUGACAGACAGCAAUUUAACGAAAGAGAAAGAAUCAAGCUUUUGCGCAGAAAGCCGAGAUUCCACUAUACGAGGCUUCCGUACUUCACGAUUCUCGUGACUUUGAUCCAGGUAAUCGUCUUCAUUGUAGAAUUGGCGCGUAUGGCUCAAUUAACUGGUUCGGCAUUUCAAACCAAGCCUUACUUCAAUCCGAUGUUAGGUCCAUCUACAUACCUCUUGAUCUAUAUGGGUGCAAGAUACGUUCCUUGUAUGCUGCAGAUUGUAGGAAUCACGGACGACACAUCGAUCAUGUUUCCCUGUGCAAACUCGACCACAGUAGACACCAAUGUUUGCAAUUUGAGCGAGCUCUGUGGCUUGGGAGGUGUUCCUAUUGUAGAUAAUAAGUUCAUUCCAGACCAAUGGUAUCGUGUGAUUACACCUAUCUUUUUGCACGCUGGGUUUCUUCAUAUUAUAUUCAAUCUUCUCUUACAGAUCACCAUGGGUUCUUCCAUAGAACGUCAUAUUGGUGUACUCAAGUAUGCUAUCAUUUAUCUCCUGAGUGGUAUAGCUGGUUUCUUGCUAGGAGCAAACUUCACUCCACAAGGUAUCGCGUCCACCGGAGCUUCAGGUGCCUUGUUUGGAAUCGUCGCUACCAACAUAUUGCUAUUCAUAUAUUGUGGCAGAAAAAAUACCAAUCUCUAUGGAACUCGCCAUUACGUCUUAUUCAUCUGCAUCAUGGUAGGCGAAAUCAUCAUUUCUCUAGUUCUAGGUUUAUUACCUGGUCUUGAUAACUUUAGUCAUAUUGGUGGGUUUGCUAUGGGUGUCUUGACAGCAGUUGUAUUCUUGCCAGAUCCCUUCUUUGUAUACAUAGAUGGUAUCAUUACCUACAAAGGAAAUGCAACCACAUGGGAACAGUUUGUGAACGCCUGGAACCCUUUCUAUGCCUGGGAAGACAAAAUCCCCUUACGAUUCUAUAUUUGGUGCGGUUUUAGAGUCGUUUGUCUCGUACUUGCCAUAGUCUAUCUCGCGAUGUUGAUCAAGAACUUUUUUACUAACACUGAGUCACCAGAAUCUCGCUGUUCCUGGUGUAAGUACAUCAAUUGUAUUCCUGUAAAUGGCUGGUGUGACAUUGGAGAAGUGACUAUUACUACAUCUACAGUUGCACAACCUACUGCUACUCCACCUCCUACAAUG
Molecule: messenger RNA, 1668 nt
Organism: Scheffersomyces stipitis CBS 6054
Lineage: Eukaryota; Fungi; Ascomycota; Pichiomycetes; Serinales; Debaryomycetaceae
Gene: RBD1
Product: Rbd1p
Exons: 1
Biological process (GO): proteolysis
Cellular component (GO): membrane
Molecular function (GO): serine-type endopeptidase activity
Source: RefSeq, a predicted model, not a curated record